GUUCCGUGUUGUUGUGCUCGCUGGUUGUGGCUGGCGUCGAAGAAACUAACAAGUGUUUUCAGUCGAAAAAAAAAGCAACAGUAAAGCUGACCGUCCCCGUGGCCCCGUUAUCAGCGUUAGUACGAGUGAUCAAUCAAUUGCGGGUGCGAAAAUAGUACGUGACGGUACCGAUAUCGCACAUAUUCGUUUCCCACCUCUCUAUCUCUCAUUCAACCCACGUAAAUAGCCAAAACGAUAAGAUAAAACCGGAGUGCUUUUCGGUGCACAAAACGGGAAGAGCUCCAGCACGAGUCACCGCACUGAAAAUAACCUCUCCCUCAUACACAGAUCCUCUCCGUCCUCUUGUACGCCGCCCGAAAGCCAGUGAGUGAGACCAGUGUUAUCUACAUGUGUCGGAAUAAGUGUCGGAAGAUGUGUUAAAGUGUACCAAGCGCGUGUGUCUGUGUGUGUGUUUAUAUCCACGUUCGUGCAUAUGUGUGUGUCGAUGUGUAGUGUCCGGUAGAUCACUGGUUCCGGGGUGUGUGUGUGAGUUUGUAGGCGAGAGCGACGGUUCCAGCAACGGCGGCGAACAUCAUCGUAACCGCAACAGCGGCAGCCCCGGGCAGCCGCUACCACCACCAUCCACCGCCGAGCGGCGGCACGAGCGCCCCCGGUGGCGGGAGCCGCAAGCUGAGCUUCAACAUCGGCAAGAUGGAGCACGCCGAUUUAGUCGCCGAGAUGGCUCAGGUCGAGCAUCUCUCCACGCAGGACCGGCUGCAUCUCGCGCGCAUGCGCCGAGCACAGCAGCUAAAGGUAGCGAAACAGAAGGAAAAAGAAUGGCUGAAAGCGCAGCGCAGCCGGGACCGGAUGGGGACACAGACGUCCUCCUACAAGCGACACAUCACGUUCGAGGACAGUGUCGUACUGCUGGAGGCCGCGGCACGGAAUGACAUUGCGGAGGUGGCAAAACUGCUCCAGAAGGGUGUCACACCGGAUGCAACGAACAUGGACGGACUGACGGCACUGCAUCAGUGCUGCAUCGACGACAACGCCGAGAUGCUGAACCUCCUGCUCGACUACGGUGCGAACGUGAACGCGCAGGACAGCGAGCGGUGGACGCCGCUGCAUGCUGCCGCCACCUGCGGCCACUUAAAUCUGGUCAAGAUACUGAUAGCACGCGGCGCGAACCUGCUGGCGGUAAACGCGGACGGCAACAUGCCGUACGACAUCUGCGACGACGAGGAGGCGCUCGAUUACAUCGAGGCGGAAAUGUCCAAGCGGGGCGUCACGCAGGAGCUGAUCGACGAGACGCGGGCGGCCACCGAAACACAGAUGCUGCACGACCUGCAAGACAUCGCCCUGCAGGGUGGCGAUUUGGAAAUACCCGAUCCGCAGGGUGCCACGCCGCUUCACAUAGCAUCCGCCAACGGGUACACACGGGUCGUCGAGUUCCUACUGGAGCAUCACACAUCGACUGAUGCUGUCGAUAACGAUCUCUGGACACCGGUACAUGCCGCUGCCUGCUGGGGUCACCUGGAAGUACUUGAAAUGCUUGCCCAAAGUGGAGCCGAUUUGAAUGCCAAAAAUAAGAACGACGAAACUCCUUCCGAUAUUUGCGAAGAUCCAGAAAUACGAGAGCGAAUAGAGCAGCUAAAGACGGAACAGGAGAGCAAGCGGUUAGCGGAAGCGCAACGCAAACGUGUCCGGCGGUCGCAGAGCAACAACACGAGGGCACAAUCCGUGAGACGAACAUCGCUGCGUGAUAAGGGACUAACGACCAAAAAGGAUGCGGUGGAGGAGGCUCGCUUCCGACUACAAGCGCAAGAGGGCUACACAACGCCGGACGGUGUGGCGGCCGCGACGGCCACGGCGACGACGGUCGCAACCGCAGCCGCGACAGCAAACGGUGACAAUAACAAUCAGUCAUCGUCCUCCUCCGCCUCGGUUUCAUCCACCUCCGUGCGCACUAACGCAUCCUCCACCUCCUCCCAGCAUGCCACCAACGCCACCAUCUCCUCCACUGCUACUCCACCCUCCUCCUCCACUACCACGACCACCACGAGCACGACCGGUAGUAGCAGCAGCAACAGCACGAACAGCACGACCACCACCACCAUCAUCAGUAACGGCAUCAGUAGCAAUAACAAUCAUCUUCCCCCUCACCUGCAUCACCACCAUCACAAUGGCAAUGGCAGCCUGAACGGGUCCGCCGCCCAUCUGAUGAACAGUGUAAAUAACAACAGUCUGCCGAAUGGAGCCACGAUCAUCAAUGGCGGUGGCGGCGGCGGUGGAGCCAACAACAGCAACCAGAGUGUGCGCCACAUGAACAGCAUCAACAACAACCAAAGCAGCAGCCUGCAGCGGCACCGGGCCGCCACCGGCAAGGGUUCCCCGGUGGGCGGUGGGUCACCGACCCUCAACCAGUACGAUCGGCGAUCGCCGGACGGUAAGGAUAACGAUGAGACGUACCUGAUCGAGACGAAGGGGGGUGGUGCGUCAUCAUCCCCCGCUGGUGGUGGGGUGGGUCUAGUCAGCAAUCAUCAUCCUCCUACUGCUACUGGCAAUCAUCACGCGGGUGGCCAUCAUCAUCUGCACCAUCACGGUUCGGUUAACAUUCCAGCGUCGGCGGCAGCGGCAAACGGGGGCAGCGGGGGUGGUGGUGUUGCCACCGUUGCCGCGGCCACCAGCACCACCACAGCGGCCGAGGUGUACUCCACGUCCAACAGCGAGAAUGGCAAGAUCAACGUCCAGGUGACGGUCCUAGUCGAUCCGUCUGUCGCAGGAACGCUGGCCGAUCUGAAGAAGCACCGGUCGCAGAACCGCUCGAGCGUCAGCCCGGAAAAUGGUUCCCUGCUGAGCGGUACGGCCCCGAGCCUGGCCGGCAGCAUCGGUAACGGGGGCAGCACCACCCCGAACGGUGCGAACGGUGCGACGCCCGUGGAACUGUCGCUCGUAUCGAACGAGCUGCAGCAGCAUCACCAUCACCAUCUGCACCAUCCGCAACACGCAUCGCCCCAUCUCAACAGCCGGCAGCAGCAGCAGCAGCAACACUAUUACGGCGAUGGCAGUGUUAACGGAACCGGAAACGGAUCCCUGCACGGUUCGGUGGCGAUCGGGGAAAGCGAAGCGGGCACACCCGGCGGCACGCUGUCCAAGUUUAGCGGCAACACCAGUGACGUGGUGAGUGACAGCACCCGCUCGAGGCGCUGUUGUGUGGUAAUGUAAACGGGAAGGAGCGAAGAGGAAUAAGGUGGCAGCCAGCAGAAGGAGAAGCAGGCACACACACGCAUUCGGUUUGUGAAACUGUGCGCUUAAAGCGAGGAAAACGGAGCGAGUAACGCUUAGCGGAAUGAGUAACGCUUGGCGCCAUCUAUGAAGCGCUAGAAGAAGCUGACAGUGUGUGCUGUGAGUUUCAGACAGCAUGUCGUGGUGCGUGUCCGUGCUGUCUAUCCAGCUUGCUGGUUCGAAGCUUCGCUAAAGAUCAAAUGCAAUGCGUUUUUUUAGUAACGCCGUACGUUACUGCACUUAGCAAAAAACAAAAAGAAAACUUCCCCCGUGACUGAGAAUUUAAAGCAAUGCCGUACUUACACAUCACACUGAAGAAAGAUAGAGAGAGAGAGAGGAUAGGAUGAAGUGAAAAUUAAAGAAGACGAAUCGUUCUAUUAUAUUUGUAAGAAAAUUCCACUUAUGAAAUCAAAGCGCAGAGAAACCAAACACGAAUAAAAGCAAAUAAAAACAAAUAGAAAAGGCAAAGGUUUUGAAGUAAAACAUAGUGUGAAACUAUCUAUGGCGGAAAUCAAAAUGUGAACAUGAAAUGUAAACGAAAGAACUGACCGAGAAGCAACAGAAUAGCUAGUGGCGAGUGAACUAUGUGAGCAGAAAACGGGAGGAACGAACGAAAGAAUGGUGUGGUUGAGUGAUAAGAUAAAGACGAAGAAAAGAAAAGAAAAAAAAAGCCAGGCGUCUAGCAAUUAUUUUGCUUUGCGAAACAUUCGUCCGUUGUGAAUUGUGAUGGCGCCCGCGUAACUCGGGCCGUGAAGGGGGAAUGUUGUCCAGAAACUAAACCCCAGCGCUAAACCCCACACCCCGUCGGCCGGAGGUCCUUGUGUGUGUGUGAGAGAGAGUUUUGUACAUAGGAUUAUUGUUAUUUACACUAUUAUUGUAAUAAUUAUUAUUAUUAUAUUACUAUCAUGGUUGUCCGGCAGCAAACUCUAUCCAUUGCGAUUGUGUUUUCUCCCUCCUCGGUACGCCGGUAAUCCACCGCGGCCACGCGACUUAAGCCACAGAGACAAGGAUAGAAAGGAUGAGUGUGGAAGGAAUGAAAUGCAAUGAAACUGUGUUCCUCUACCCCCAGUGUUAGCAGAAGGAUAGAGAAACUGAAACCGAUCCACGCGUUAUUAGUGCGAUCCACGCGAACUGUAGUACAUCACAUCACACAUUAAGGUUUUUUGUUAGUUCACACAUAAUUUUGGUUUUUUGUUUUGUGUUCGAUUUUUUUUCUGGUUUAAUACAACAUACCCAUACACAUGCAAUCAUUGCUCAGUCAUAGGUGAAUAUCAUCUCCAUCAUCUCUUAGCAUCAAUUAAAAAGGGCGUCAGAAACGAGCGCGAAACAAUUAAUUGUGUCGGUAGAUCAUUAAGGGAGAGAGAAGAGUAAAAAGCAAUUAGCGAAACAAUAACACAUGUUAUUGUUGUUCAGAUAUAAAAUGAGAGAUUCCUUCCUACAUACAUAAAUGCAACGCAAAAAGCGGGUCCGAUUGCAAACAACACCCUUUAAAAUCACAAAACCCCUAUUCGUGAGAGAAGGAGAGAGAUGUGUAUUCAUAUUAUAUAUA
Molecule: messenger RNA, 4813 nt
Organism: Anopheles gambiae (African malaria mosquito)
Lineage: Eukaryota; Metazoa; Arthropoda; Insecta; Diptera; Culicidae
Product: protein phosphatase 1 regulatory subunit 12B
Exons: 10
Coding region: 691-3204 (837 amino acids)
Cellular component (GO): cytoplasm
Molecular function (GO): enzyme inhibitor activity; phosphatase regulator activity; protein binding
Source: RefSeq, a predicted model, not a curated record